This is a messenger RNA of Paralichthys olivaceus (Japanese flounder), 1379 nucleotides long. It is a transcript of the gene mrps22, whose product is annotated as mitochondrial ribosomal protein S22. The record is from RefSeq and is a predicted model, not a curated record. Gene Ontology annotation, molecular function: structural constituent of ribosome. Gene Ontology annotation, cellular component: mitochondrial small ribosomal subunit. Lineage: Eukaryota; Metazoa; Chordata; Actinopteri; Pleuronectiformes; Paralichthyidae.
GAAAGGUCGUGUCGUCACGGUGAGGUAAUAACAAACAUGGCGGGGCUCAGCACGGCGCGGUGCCUGUUCCGGAGCUGCUCCCGGAUCAAACCUGUCGAGAGGAGCAGACACGUGUGGAUGAGAAGCGGCGUCCGGACGUUCGGCAGCGGAGCUCAGGACUCAGACAAUGUGAAGCCCCGGUUCACAGAUGCAGCUGUGCAGGACAUCCUCACCAGGAUAACAGGCCUGGACCUGCAGAAAGUGUUCCGACCCAUCAAGCAGAAGCUGAAGCCGCCCACAUACAAACUCAUGACUGAAGAACAAGUGGAGCAGGCCGUCAUGGAGGCCGCAGAGCAGGCGAAGAAGCUGCUGGAGAUGCCCCCCGUCCUGCCGGAGAGGAAGCCCAUCAGUGACGUUCUGUGUGAGGAUAAGAUGCUGGAGGGCAUGGACACGGCUAAACACGUCUUUACAGACAUCACAUACAAUAUCCCACACAGGGAGAGGUUCAUUGUCGUACGGGAGCCCAGCGGGACUCUUCGGAAGGCGACCUGGGAGGAGAGAGACCGGCUCAUACAGGUCUACUUCCCCAAGGAGGGACGCAAGCUCACAGCACCCCUCCUCUUCAAGGAAGAGAAUAUGAAAAUGGUGUUUUCUCAGGACCGGCACGAGGAUGUGUUGGACCUGUGUCUGGUCCAGUUUGAACCAGACUCCUCAGAAUUCAUCAGGGUGCACGCCGCCACGUAUGAGGACCUGGACAAGCAUGGCAAGUACGAGCUGCUGAGCUCCACCAGACACUUCGGAGGCAUGGCCUGGUACCUGGUCAACGCUCGCAGGGUGGACGGGCUCAUAGUGGACAUGCUGAAGAGAGAGCUGUUUAAGGAUGCCGUGAGCCUAGUGUCUCUGUUCCACAUGGUCCACCCCAACAGUGAGUCAGCCCAGGAAGCUGCCAGCCAGCAGGCCACUGGUACUGACCUGCUGAAGAUCUAUGCCCAGAAGGAGUCCCAGAGGUCGGGCUACAUUGAACUGGCCCUGCAGGCGUACGAACAGACGGCCGCUGAAGAAUCUGCUGCCUGAAAGACCCACUCCUAGACAGAAAUACACAAAUUCAAUGACGAGGAGCACCGGGAACCACUUCCGGAAAGACGGACUGAGUGAAUUUUCUGUUACUUGACUGCUGGGUCCAAGAGUAGUAACAUGUGCUUCUGGACUCUUUUUUUACUUUACAGUGUGAAAAUAGCUUUGAAACAUCUUGUCCAAUGAAAAGUCUGUCAUUACAACAUCUGUAUGAGUUUUACAUUUGGAGCUCUGAGAAAUGUGUAGAUGGACAAAAGAAGUGGAGAACAUUCGGGUCACAGGCCCAAAUGAUGUACAUAACAAAAUAAAGAUCUUUGUACGUGUGA